AAGCCCUUAAAGGGACCACGACACCUUCGCUUCGUUUUCACGCCACCACUCCUCCCCGCGUCCCUCCUGCAAUUUGGUGUGAUGACGCUUCCGGAGCCCGAGCUGAGCAGCUGCAAAUCUUCAGCACAUUGAGCCUGGGUUGUGUGCAGGUCACAUCUGCUGAAGAGGGAUGAAAAUGUGGAGUGCUGACAAUGCACAUUAACAAGAAGCGGCUGCACCUUCAUAGCAGAGCAGAUGCUUUGCAUGCAUAUAUUUCUAGGUUCAAUUUCCAGCCAAAGGGUCAGAUAGCAGGUGACCGGAAAGACUUCUGCCUGGAACUUUGGAGAGCUACUGCCCAUCAGAAUAAAUACUAAACCAGAUAGAACAAUGGUCUGACUCUGUGUAAAGCAGCUUUGUAUGUUCAUAAGAAGCAAAACUGCAUUUGCAAAGAGCUGCCUCCUUGCUGAUUUUUUUAACAAAAAAAAUGAAAUUUGCUUUUGUUAAAGCAAAUUGACAUGUACAGUGAGGGGUAUUUUUUUUACCUCUCCAGUGGAACAGGUGCCAACUACUGUGUUUUACUAUUACGAUGACAACCCACCGGGCCAAAAAUUGAAAACUGACAGACUCUAUAGUGUUUGAAUCCCAUAAAGAUGAUACUGUAUGGCUGGGAAAUUCCUAGGACUUAACUAAUCACACAGUUGAACAAAUUCAUGAUUAGACCUGGAGGUUUCAUCAUCAUCUGGAAACAAUGUCCCAACUUUAUAACAUGGCAAAGGCCCUUGGGGCUGAAGAAUGAGCUUUUCUUGCAUUAGGCUUAGUAAGAUCUGCUUCCUGCUCUCAGUUAUCAUUUGCGCCAUUCUGCUCUUGCUAAUCCCCAAAUUCCAGACCAGUUGGAGACCUAAAAGUUAUCCACAGCCACGACCACUACUUGUUUUUAAUGGUUCCAUAAAGAGUGAUACCCCACUACAGCAGGUGGAAUCCAGCUCAAUUGAUCAUUUGGAUGAUGAGACUAACAAUAUAGUGUCUUUGGUGAAAGAGGAACUGGUAGAAAAAUGGAGUCAGUAUAUCAUAGACACUGGGAGAUCCAGCCUGAAAACUAAUAAAAAGAUGAAUGGGAGCCCAAGCAAUCCAUUGCAUGAUGUGAUGAAAGACCAUCUGGAACUUUCUGAACUCACUACUAAGGAAAAGCUGGAGUUGAAGGAUCUCUUCAUUGCUGUGAAAACAACAAGGAAGUACCAUAAAACAAGGCUAAACUUGCUCUUGCAGACAUGGAUUUCUCAGGCCAAGGGGCAGGCGUUUAUAUUCACAGACUGGGAAGAUCAAGAGCUACAUCUCGGAGCAGGGGUCCAUGUAAUCAAUACCAACUGCUCAGCUGUUCACACCCGCCAAGCUCUCUGCUGCAAGAUGUCGGUGGAAUAUGAUAAAUUCCUAGAGUCUGGGCGAAACUGGUUUUGUCAUGUGGAUGAUGACAACUACGUGAACCUGCAGAAUCUCCUGCGUCUCCUUUCGGCUUUUUCACACAGUCAAGAUGUAUAUUUGGGGAGACCAAGUCUCGACCAUCCCAUUGAAGCAGCAGACCACGUCCGGAAUGAUGGAUCAACCACUGCAAAGUUCUGGUUUGCCACAGGCGGUGCAGGAUUCUGUAUCAGCAGAGGCCUUGCCCUCAAGAUGAGCCCCUGGGCUAGCCUUGGGAGCUUCAUCAGCACUGCAGAGAGGAUUCGCCUCCCUGAUGACUGCACCAUUGGCUACAUCAUUGAGGGGCUUUUGGAAGUGAAACUGCUGCACAGCCCCUUGUUCCACUCUCAUCUGGAAAACCUGCAGCGGCUGCGUGGCGAAGCCGUGCUCAAACAGGUUACCUUGAGUUAUGGUGGUCCCGAGAAUAAACGUAAUGUUGUGAACAUAGGUGGAGUGUUCAGUGUGCAACAAGAUCCAACCCGAUUCAAAUCUGUCCACUGCCUCCUCUACCCUGACACUGUAUGGUGCCCCACUAUAAUGGUGAAAUGACUUCUACCCUAAUUUUCACAUGUAUCUCCUGUUAUUGUUUUUUGAAUGAACACCUAAGGCCAGCUUUUGGAGGAGAAGAGCAAAGUCAAAGCAAGUUCCUAACCACAUCAGUCACUAUUGGAAAUUAUCUUUGUGAAGAUCUCUAGCCUUGAAACGUAUUUGCAACCCUCUUUUCAUCCCUUUUCCAAUCUCAUAUAUGUCCUAUUAAGAUAACAGCCUAAUCUCUACUGCAACCUUCCUGAAACUGGUGCCUUCCAGAUGUGUUGAACUGCAACUCCCAUCAUCCUUUGCCAGCAUACUGUUUGGGGAUGAUGGGAGUUAUUCCAACAGGUCUGGAGGGCACCAGUUUGGGAAAGACUGCCCUACUGAUACUGCGUUUGUGAAACCUCAGGAAUGCUACAGUCUGGCACUGUAGCAAUAUUAUAGAGAGCCAAUUUUUCUUUCUAUCAGUAUAUUUGGAGCAAAGUAAAAAGGGGGGUUUAUACGCACGUGGGAAGAUGAGUUCUGAUUUGGAAAAGCAGUGUAAUGAAGAAACUGGCCUCUUUGUUCUGGCUCAGCAUCUGUAUCCUUCUGGGCCCACACUGGAAAUGCUAGAGAUUGCUGCCUCGCUAGUGCAUAUAAGACCAGUCUUCAAAAGACCCAGUCUCAGAAUUAUGCUGCCCCUGUGUUCUCGGUAUAACAGACCCUCUUGACUUUAUGGCCUCUUAGGCCUUAGCUAGACCUAAGGUUUAUCCCAGGAUUGUCCCGGUGUCAUCCCUGUUCAUGUAAAUGACACACAGGGGAUCCCAGGAGCAGGCAGGGACGACCCCGGGAUGAUCCUGGGAUAAACCUUAGGUCUAGCUAAGUCCUUAAAAGCUGACUGAUACAUGUACUGAUUAUCACUUUUGCCUUGGAUAUUCUGUGCCCUAACCACUAAGUAUUUCAGGAUAGUUGAAACCCAGCACAUAUGUUGGCUGGACCACCAUAUGAUCCUUGCUUUUUAUAUUGCAGCUGGUCUCCAUAUGUUAAUGCAUUCCACAAUCAAUAGGAGGGCUUUAUAAGGAAAGAAUAUUUGUUAACUUGUUCAGGGGCUGGGGAAGUGUGUUCCCAUUUAAGAGCCUGAUUCUUCCAUGAUUGACUGGAUCAGCUCUGUGAAGGCCACUUCUGAGCCCCAGAGCUGAGAAUGUUUAAUAUCUCCUGCAAUUUGUCUUGAGCCAGCAUACAUGAUAGAUCGCACACUGCCACCAUACAGACGUAGCAUAAUCCUCCUUGUAAAUAUUGUAGCAGCAUUCACCAAAAAGACAGAAGGUUGCAUUUGGAAUGAGGUGAAGGACUACUGUGUUGCACACAGUCCUGAGAUGAAAUAAAUAGUAGAUAUGUUGACAAACAGUUAGCUUAGCAGGCCUUUCACCCCCACGGAAGCAACAUAGGUGAUAGUCUGAUCCCUAAAAUGAAGAUACUUUGUGUGUGAAAUCUUAUGGAAGAAGUGCUGAAAAUCAUUUUUUGGAAAAGCCUAAGUAAGCAAUUCGUGGUUGCGAUGAAGACAGUGUAAGCUCUUUGCAAUAUUUAUUUCGACCAUACUUUUUGAACAAGUAUUACACCCAUCCCUUCUUCACAAAAGAGAAGGAAUUAAAGGAUGGUUUUAGAAUAAUUUCCUUAAAUGUUUGUUUUUAUAGCUUUUGUGCCCAGUAAACACAAUGUACCUCUGGGGAACGUGACUACCAGAUAUGCCUGCAUGCUGCAAGCUGCAGAAAAAUAGUUAUGAUUAGGGAUACUUGCCUACUGAUGUUUGACAAUGGUAGUAUGACUCUUUUUGGACCCUAUGAUGGCAGCUGCUUGUACUACUAUAUCGAUGUCAGGCAUUCCUGCCACAGUUGAUGCAUCUCUUAUUUUGACAGAAUUGUCCCCUAGAGGGAUGACUUUGGAACAGAGUAUUUGCUAUGAACCUUUUCUGAGGUAUGAGAGUGCCAUUUGACAUCAACUUUUGAAUCUGAGAAUUUCCUCUUAUUAAAACUCUGAUAAUUGCAGGUG
Messenger RNA from Elgaria multicarinata webbii, 3993 nucleotides. RefSeq names its product RFNG O-fucosylpeptide 3-beta-N-acetylglucosaminyltransferase (gene RFNG). The record is from RefSeq and is a predicted model, not a curated record. Gene Ontology annotation, biological process: regulation of Notch signaling pathway; pattern specification process. The transcript is spliced from 9 exons. The coding region runs from base 772 to 1983 and encodes 403 amino acids. Gene Ontology annotation, molecular function: O-fucosylpeptide 3-beta-N-acetylglucosaminyltransferase activity. Gene Ontology annotation, cellular component: Golgi membrane. Lineage: Eukaryota; Metazoa; Chordata; Lepidosauria; Squamata; Anguidae.